GAAAUGUCUGUAGAAUUCCUCCGUGAAGAUUACUCGGCACUUUUUCAGUCAAACUUCAUCUGUGCAUUUUCUUCAAUUUUAAGUGAUAAUCCGUGGGUUAAAUUGGUGAAAAAUGGUGCAACAAACAGCUGAGACUGCAGUGGUGCAGGAUGUAGAGAUGGAGAAUGCAGAAUCACCCCCAGAUCCAGAGAAAUUGAAGGUGGAAGCUGAUGUUUUGUCUGUGCAGGAGAUUCGAGAGCAUGCCAGACAAAUUGAGAAAGCUGUAGUCAGCAAGGAGCCCCGUUUUAUCCUCAGGGUGUUGAGGGCUCUGCCAAAUACGCGUCAAAAGACAAAUCCCGUGGUUCUAAGGAGUCUAGCCACGCAGCUGUAUCCAGCUGGUCAGGAAAGAAAUGCAAUCCUUGUAUUUGUGGAGGAACUAGCUGCAGGAGCUACAGAACCUGAAGUUCCACGUGCGAGGGCUGCCACAAAAUCCCCAAUGCCCGAGGUGGAUGCCUACUACCACCUCCUGGUGCUUGUGCGUCUUCUGGAUGGGAGGCACCUCGAGAAAGCGUCACAGUGCUCAGAAGCUCUGAUGAACAAAAUUGUCACGCAAAAUCGUCGCACACUAGAUUUGCUGGCUGCCAAGGCCUACUUCUAUCACUCCCGUGUGGCUGAGUUGACCAACAAACUCGACAGCAUUCGGGGUUUCCUGCAUGCACGUCUCCGGACAGCGACGCUGCGAAAUGAUUUUGAGGGUCAAGCGGUGAUUAUCAACUGCCUUCUGAGGAACUAUCUCCACUACUCUCUCUACGAUCAGGCUGACAAACUGGUGAACAAGUCGGUAUUCCCAGAAUCAGCCAGCAAUAACGAAUGGGCGAGAUUUCUCUACUACCUUGGCCGGAUCAAGGGAGCCAAGCUGGAAUACAGUCAGGCACAUAAGAAUCUCGUGAUGGCACUGCGAAAGGCGCCCCAGAAUGCCGCUAUUGGUUUCCGUCAGACCGUGCAGAAGCUCAUCAUUGUGGUGGAGCUCCUGCUGGGGGAUAUUCCGGAGCGUCAGAUCUUCCGUCAGGCUGCCCUUCGUCCCUCUCUGGCACCCUAUUUCCAGCUCACCCAAGCCGUCCGUCUGGGCAACCUCAAGCGCUUCAGUGAGGUCCUGGAACACUUUGGACCCAAGUUCCAGCAAGACUACACCUACACCCUCAUCAUCCGGCUCCGUCACAAUGUCAUCAAAGCCGCCAUUCGCUCCAUCGGGCUCUCCUACUCGCGCAUCUCACCCCGAGAUAUUGCCAAGAAGCUCGGACUGGACGCAGCAGAAGAUGCGGAAUUUAUUGUGGCCAAAGCCAUUCGCGAUGGAGUGAUUGAGGCCACGCUGGAUCCCGAGAAGGGUUUCAUGCGCAGCAAAGAUAGUACCGAUAUCUACAGCACAAGGGAGCCCCAAUUGGCCUUCCAUCAACGCAUCUCCUUCUGCCUGGACCUCCACAAUCAGAGCGUCAAGGCUAUGCGCUACCCGCCCAAGUCCUAUGGAAAGGACCUCGAGAGCGCAGAAGAGAGGCGCGAGAGGGAACAACAGGACCUGGAACUGGCCAAGGAGAUGGCCGAAGAAGAUGAUGAUGGUUUCUAAAAGCUUCUCAUGCUCUGUAUUUGCUAAAUCUUUCUAAAUAAAUAUUUUUGUCGCUAUAA
Molecule: messenger RNA, 1659 nt
Organism: Phlebotomus papatasi
Lineage: Eukaryota; Metazoa; Arthropoda; Insecta; Diptera; Psychodidae
Gene: Rpn3
Product: probable 26S proteasome non-ATPase regulatory subunit 3
Exons: 1
Coding region: 113-1600 (495 amino acids)
Biological process (GO): ubiquitin-dependent protein catabolic process; regulation of protein catabolic process
Cellular component (GO): proteasome regulatory particle, lid subcomplex; proteasome complex
Molecular function (GO): enzyme regulator activity
Source: RefSeq, a predicted model, not a curated record